AUGGUGGCUCCGGGCGCAAAAACGUCGUCAAGUUCUCGGACCGAUGGCACAAAUAACGAGUCCUUACAAGCACGUUAUGAAGCACUUGCGCUUGUGGAAGAACGUUUUUGUAACUUUGAUAUCGUGUGGGCGAAAGUCCGUGGUUUUCCAUGGUGGCCGGGCGUUUUAUUUCACUCCUGGGACGAUGUUUUUCAUGCUGGAAUCCAUACUGACCCUAAAAUUGUAGCGGAAUUAGUGGUUCCACGACCGGAAAAAGUGACAAGAGGUGAUACACUAACGGGGGAAGAAGAAUCGAGCACUUGUUACCUGAAACGACAUUGUUUGAUUAUGUUUCUCGACAAAUUUAAUUUCUCCGUUUUAGAGAUAAAUGCAAGCAAUGUGGCAGGAUUUACGACUCAUUAUCAUUUAUAUGAACGUGCGUUAAUGACCAGUAAAAACAGUAAAUGGAGGAAAAUGAAGGCAGAAUUUAAACGAGCACUUGUUAAGGCGACAGAGUUGUUACAUAUGGGAAAAGAGUAUAAAGAGGAGGAACUUGUGUUAUUGGAAGAACCAAGUGUAAAAGAGAAGAAACAACGUGUGUGGGAUGUUAUGCAGUUUGAUAGGCACGAGGAAGGAGUACUGGAGAAUGCGUGGGACGACGUGGAAAAUGAAGAUAAUGCAGCUUUUAGUGUUGGGAAGGAGGAAGAAGUAGCAGUAGAGAAGAAACCGGCAAGAAAGUUAAUGGUCAAGAAAGAAAAAGGGACGGAAAACAAGGACAUCAACGAGGUAGUGAUGUUGACACCGGCGAAACCACGACGACAAGAAAACUCAAUGGAUUUCGAGUCGAGGCCACGGAAGCGGUCACGAAAGGGAGUUUACGACGUGCCACAUGUUGCUAUUGUGUCGCAAUCACUGGCUCCAAUUGAUUUGACAGAGACUCCAGAGAAGAUGCCGUAUCUGGCUUACAAUGAUAAAGUGACUGGCAACGAAGCUGAAAAAAAAGCACUGGAGUUUAGGAAUAAAGUGGCAAGUACUGAGGCUAAUGAGACGGAGUUAAAGAGCUUAAGGAAGGGCAGUGCUAGGGUUAUGGUGAUGGAGGACGGCGACAGCGUAUCGAAACAGCUGGCUGAGCAAAGUGAUAUACAGGUUUUUGAUGCAAUCGCGAAGAACGGCGAUGGUGUCUCGAAACAGCUGACUAAAUGGAAAAAUGGUGAACAGGUUCUUGAUGUAGUUGCAGGCAAUACAGAGGAGAAGGAGCCAAAUAAGCUGAUACUGACACCAUUAUCUAGCAUUUGGACGACAGGGGUGUCGGGUGAUUCAAGUGCUUUAAGUGGAGAACACAUGCAGCUAGCACACAAACAAGAUUUUGUGUGGGAUGACGCUGUAUUCACCAACGAACUCAGUAUUGCUGAGAAGAAGAAGGCUGCGAUUGAGCGAAAGCAGGCUGAAGAUACUAUGACUGGACGUGAACGCUUGUCGGGUAAGCGCCAGAUGCGGUCCUUUCAGCAGUCGCAAAUUCGUCAAAACAUGAUGACAGGAAAUUUGGAUCCACACACAAUGGUGCAAUGUGCUGUCUAUCGCCCGAAAGAUUACGUGGAUGACCCUAAUAGUCGCAGCCGUGGUGGGCCUAUGCUUGACCCCCCAUUCCAUAUUGUAGUACACCCGGACGCAGUGUUUGUGGCAGAUCUCCAUGCACACCUUGCCACUUGCGAAAUCAUUGGCUUCUUAGGCGGCAAAUGGGAUGAAGCAUCCAAGACGCUGUACAUUCAGGCUGCGUUUCCUUGUCGCUCGCUUGUCAUUGAUGGCGACGAUGGCUCUACUGACGUGGAGAUGGAUCCGGGUAGUGAGAUUGAACUUCGUGGCAUCAUUGAAAAUGCACAACUAGAGGUUGUAGGCUGGUAUCACUCACAUCCUGCGUUUGCGCCUGAUCCGUCGAUUCGAGACAUUGAGAAUCAAACUAGCUACCAACAGCUGUUUCAGCGCCCCACCACCGCUGACAACAAGCCGUCGGAACCAUUUGUAGGUUUAAUUGUUGGUACGUACGAUACUCGACGAAAUACGCCAGUGAGUCUCUUGCGAUACUUUCACACACGUGGGGAGAAAGUGAGUGGCGGUGCAUGCCGCGAAAUCUAUAUGCCAUACGAACUUAUUCCAGAGCGACACCAUUUUCGAAACGUAUUACAGGAUGAGGAACGUGAAAAGAACCGAUUGUUCCCUAUGUAUCAAUCAAUUUUGCAGCACUUCAACUUUAAGCUGGCAGCUAUCCGUUACCAACUACCAGUGGACAUUAAGGCCAUGCCAUCGCGGAGAGCGAUUUCGAGAGUUUUGCCAACAAAAUUGAAAGGUGGUGGUUCUACUAGGAAGCGCAAACUGAGCUCAAAUGGCACUAGAGGAAAGCCAAUGAAAAGGGCAAGGGCAAGACGUAGGCGCUUUGUGCGCUCUUCUUCUGCUGCAGAGAGUCAAAUUGGCCUAACCGGUGCUAGUGGCAGCCAAAAUUAUCAAGCUAUACAGAGCGGAACGUUGACACCAAAAGAUACGCUCGAAAGUGGUCAUAAUGGGAGCACAGAUGUGGUCAUUAAGGAAGAAACAAUCACCCCAGAUGGUGUAUGCGAAGAAAAAAGAAUGGUAGCGAUUACAGUAUCCUCAGGUGGAGUUGAAGUAAAACACGCAGGGAGCAGCACAACGCCCGUAGAGGAACCGAAGUUGGAGGCUCGUAGCAUUGACUUACAAGUCGCAGAGGUCCUCGCGGACGUCGUAAGGACUACUGAAGCUGCCAACAGCAGUGAAAAAAAUGAGCGCGAUUUGGUAGGGAAACCCCAAGCCGUCAAGCGAAUCAAUGAGACCUUGGCCAGUGGGGCUGAGUACAACCGAUUGCCAGCUGAGAAUGGCGUAGCUUCGUCGCCUUAUGCCUCAACAGUUUUCCAGAACGUGAUGCAGCACACCCUUAGCCAUUCGAAUGAAGCGGUAAAGGGACUGCCAACUCAGCUUGACACAGACGCAAUUGCUGAAUCAACUGACGUGCGCAUCCCUCUACCGUUGUCAGCCUCUUUCUCAUCUGCAGUAACAUCUGAUGUGUUGCCAUCAGCAAGUAUCAGUGUUUCCAGUCGUAAAAGGACCCGCAAACCCAACAAAACGACGAAAAAACAUAACCGUUCGACUUCCCCCAGCAGCGACCGAUUAUCGCUAGGUAUGGCUCCUUGUCACACCAAUUCAUCAGGACAAGCAUUUUACGAUGCGUUUCGACCGUCAGGGCCUCGUUUUGCAAAUGGAGGUGUACAUGAGGAAGUCACACCACUGUUCAGCCGUCCUGAUGAACCAAAAGGCAAUAAUCUAUUGGUAGAAGAUGUGCAGUAUAUAGUUGUCGAUGAAACCAUAGGCAUGACUUUUCCUAGCCAUUGCGGCCGUCCCUCGGCUAAAGAGACGGAUGAGAAGUCUUUUCAAGUCGCGAAAACUCCAGAUGAUGACCGCAUUAAGCAGGAAAUUCGAUGUUUCGUGACCUCUUUGGUGGAAAAGGUAGCAGAGCGAGUGGUUGCCGAGAUCCGUACUGGUACCAAACUAAGCGCGCAGGGUACGACUGAUAAAGCGUUGAUUUCAGUUUCCGAUGUGGCGAGUGGGUCUAUUGGUAGUUCCACAGUCAAGGCGUCUGUAAAUGAUGUGAAAAUGGAAUGUACAAGUAUGAAGCCCGAGUUGAUUGUGAAUGCCGAUGUGAAAAACACAACUAUUCAUGGUGACCUACAGCUUUUUGGAAGCAAUGGCGAGUGCGAAGACAUCCAGACAUCUUUGCAGAAAAUGGCAGGUCAUUUGGACAAAUUGCAGUUUUCCCAGACUACCAUGCCAAGUGUAGCAAAGACCAAACUUCAGAAAGACUCAACACAUGAACCAGAGCCUGAACUUGUGGUGGUGAGGGCUAAGCCCAAGCGAAACGAUUCCAAAUUUGAGCAAGAUCAUCUUAAUGCGUUGCGUACUAAGUAUGGUGCAGGCGUAAGCGGAUGCGCUGAACAAGUGAUCACUUUAGUGGAUUACUAUCGCAACUUCGAGCGACGCACCGACCUCAACGAGAUUUGGAAAGCACGGACAACCAAGUUGGAGAAAAUCGAGAGAUCGCUGUCUGAACACGUUCAGUACCUGAACAUUCCUGUGGCUCUUCGACGCGACUUUAUUAAGGUGGCGCGCACUUAG
Peronospora farinosa is the source of this 4158-nucleotide messenger RNA. The record is from the annotation of a GenBank genome assembly. Lineage: Eukaryota; Oomycota; Peronosporomycetes; Peronosporales; Peronosporaceae.